Molecule: messenger RNA, 718 nt
Organism: Raphanus sativus (radish)
Lineage: Eukaryota; Viridiplantae; Streptophyta; Magnoliopsida; Brassicales; Brassicaceae
Exons: 4
Coding region: 134-718 (194 amino acids)
Source: RefSeq, a predicted model, not a curated record
AAACACUAGCUAGCACCGCCGUUUCUUCUAAACCCUAGCGCCGCCGCUUCUUCUAAACCCUAGCGCCGCCGCUUCUUCUCUGUAAACCGUAGCGCCGUUUCUCUGUAAACCCUAACGCCGAUCUAUAACCACAAUGACGAGUACUCGAACUCCUUCUGCGACUAAUCAGACAAAAAGGAUGGAUAUUCCAGAACUCCCCCGUAGGUUAUACACAUUAGGGGAAGAGCCAGAACCCCACAAUAGCAUUUCGUAUCAUACGGAUAACACGAAGUUGCAUACUGCUCUUAGGGAAGCUCUCACUGAUGCUGAAUUUGAAGAGCUCAAGGAGUCGAGAUUGGGAGUUUUCAUCAAGUUCAAGGAGCAGGGAUUUGGUUGGGCUUCAAGGCUGGUUCACCACUUGCUCGGUUUAAAGCUGGACAUUAAGAAGAAGUACGAGAUGUGGUGUCUCGUUGGUCCAGAACCUGCGAGGUUUUCACUGUUAGAGUUUGAAAACAUCACUGGUCUAAACUGCGACUACAUCGAGGACCUUGAGACACCAGAAUGUGAAGUUACCCCACAGAUGGUUUCUUUCUGGGAGAUGAUGGGAGUUCAUCGGGAAGCUGGGCCAAGUACUGAUCAGAUAAUAGCAGCACUGAAGAGAUUUCAGCUUAUCUCACUACCAGCUUUCUGUAUUCGUCAGCACAUUAAGCAAUUCUUAUCAACUGCUAAUAUCUUCUAA